GAACCCGGGGCGGGGCGCGGCGGGGGGGGCCUGGUCAGCCCGCCCGGCUCCCACUGUCAGUCCCAGGGAGGCGGCGGAAACCCCGCUGAGUCACGGCGGGGGCGGUUCCGCCCGCUGAAAAAUGUGAUCCGAGGUUCUGCCGGGCAGAGGGCGGCUCUGAACUCCUCUCCUCUCUCUCUCCUCUCCGCCGCCCGCACAGACCGCGCCGUCGGGCCCCGGCGUGGGACGCGCCCGCGGCGAGGAGCUGCGGCCGGCAGCCCGUGCCCGCCUGGCCCAUGGCGGAGCCGCGGGACCCCGCGGAGCGCUGCUCCUGCCGCAACACCAACUGCGUGGAGCACCUGCUGCGCUGGCUCUUCGAAGGGCUGGCGAGCGGCGUGGCCGCCUGCCCCUGGCCCUUCGUGCUGGUGCCGCUGCUGCUCUCGGGCGGGUUGGGCGCCGGCUUCGUCUUCCUGCCGCAGCGGCAGGCGAACGACAUCGAGGGGCAGUUCACGCCGAGCUGGGGGCCCGCCAAGGCCGAGCGCGACUUCGUGCGGCGGCACUUCCCCACCAACGACUCGGAGCGCUUCUCCGCCCCGCGGCUGCCCACCGAGGGCGCCUACGCCGCCCUCAUCGCCGUGGCGACGAGCGGGACCUCGGUCCUGGACGCGGCGGCGUGGGCAGAGGUGCUGCGGCUGAACGCCACCGUGCACGACGCCGAGUACGAGCGGCUCUGCGCCCGCACCGCCGGCGGCUGUGCCAGCCCCAACGAGCUGCUGUCGUCGCGGGGCGACGCGGGACCGCCCGCCCCGGGGAGCCUCCGCUUCCCUGUCAACGACGGCGUCUUCCUGGGGGCCGCGCUGGGCGGCGUGGAGACGGACGGCGAGCGGCUGCUCAGGGCGCGGGCCCUGAAGCUGGUCUAUUACCUGCGGGAGGACGGCCCCGAGGCGCAGGACAGCCGGCGGUGGCUGGAGAGCUUCCUGCAAAACAUCUCGUCCAAAGUGGCGGAGCUGCACCUCGGCUCCAUUCAGGUGACUUACUUUACCUCACUGUCCAGACAACAAGAGUUUGAAGGAAAUACGAAGAGUGUGAUUCCGCUCUUCUCCGUGACUUAUUUCUUAACAAUAAGCUUUUCAAUCAUCUCUUGCCUAAGACUGAGCUGUAUAAGAAAUAAUAUCUGGCUUGCAAGCUGUGGAGUGCUUUCUUCUGGCUUAGCUGUAUUAAGCAGCUUUGGAUUGAUGCUCUUCUGUGGAGUGCCGUUUGUGGUCACUGUAGCAAAUGCACCAUUCCUCAUUCUGGGGGUUGGCGUUGAUGACAUGUUCAUCAUGAUUGCUUCCUGGGAACAAAGUUCAAAGAAAAAACAGAACUCCAGUGUUAAAUCUCUGCUGGUUGAGACUUAUGCAGAGGCAGCACUUUCUGUGACCAUCACCACUCUGACGGAUGUUUUGGCCUUCUUCAUUGGCACCUGGACUGCUUUUCCGUCCGUGAGGUCUUUUUGCCUCUAUACAGGGACGGCUUUUGUCUUCUGCUAUGUAUAUACCAUGACCUUCUUUGGGGCAGUUCUGGUAUUAAAUCACAAAAGGGAGCAAGGGAACCGACACUGGCUGACUUGUAUGCCUGUGGAUGUAGGUCAAGGUCAGGCUGAGAACUCCUGCUUGUACAAUGCUUGCUGUAUCGGCAGCUGUUCUAGGCAGCCAUCUCAGCCAGAAGGUGAGCAUCCAAUGAGCGUAUUCUUUAAAAAGCAUUAUGGCCCUUUUGUUACAAAUAAAUGGAUCAAGGUGCUCCUGGUGUUGCUCUACGGAGCAUAUUUGGGUGGCAGCAUUUAUGGGUGUACUCAGGUCAGGGAAGGCAUCGAUCUCCGAAAUCUGGCAAAUGAUGCCUCCUACGUUAUUCCAUACUAUGAUGAUGAUGACAAAUACUUCUCCACAUAUGGACCCAGGGUCAUGGUUGUCGUUACUGAGAGUGUAGAUUACUGGAAUGAGUCGGUGCGUCUUGGCAUUGAGAGCUGUGUACAGAAUUUAGAGAACGUUUCCUAUGUAGAUAAGAAGUACUCAGAGUCAUGGCUGAGAAUAUACACAGACCUUGCCAAAAGGUACCCGAUAAAUAUAAACAGUAAGACUGACUUCUUAAAUAAAUUAACUAUACUGUUUGGAGCUCGGCCCAGUUCUGAGUGGGACAUAAGCAAGACUCAGGAUGCAAUAGAGGCUUCACGUUUCUUCAUCCAGACAGUGAACGUGACAUCAGCCGUGGAUGAGAAGAAUCUCCUCAAUCAGUUAAGAGAGGCAGCCAAGCAGUGCAGCAUUCCACUGAAGGUGUAUCACCCAGCCUUCAUCUACUACGACCAGUACCUGGUAAUAGUGCAGAACACUGUUCAGAACGUUGUCGUUGCUGCCGGGGCCAUGCUCGUUGUCUCCCUUCUGCUCAUUCCCAACCCGCUGUGCUGCUUGUGGGUGACCUUUGCUAUUGCCUCUGUUAUAGUUGGCGUCGCUGGUUUCAUGACAUUCUGGAACGUCAACCUGGAUUCCAUAUCCAUGAUCAACCUGGUCAUUUGCAUUGGGUUUUCAGUAGAUUUUUCUGCUCAUAUUUCCUAUGCCUUUGUUACGAGUGGAGAGUCAUCAGCCAAUAAAAGGGCAAUUGAAGCUCUGUCCCUGCUAGGUUACCCAGUUCUACAAGGUGCAGUUUCCACAAUAUUGGGCGUAGUUGUCCUGGCUGCAGCAAACACCUACAUCUUUAGGACAUUCUUCAAGAUCAUGUUCCUUGUUAUUUUUUUUGGGGCUCUUCAUGGUCUUGUUUUUAUUCCAGUGUUUUUAACAUUUUUUGGAAACUUUGGCAGAUCACCCAAUACCAAAUCUAAAAAACUUGAGCUUGAGAAAUUAUAAAGGUUGUUUGUGACUAAGUUGAAUGUGUUAUAAUUUAUAUUUAUUAUAUGUAGAGUCAUUUGUAAUGACUGUCAGGGAAUAUAAGACAUGAAUAAAAUGAAAGGCAAAAAAAAAAAAACCACAACAGGGAAGCAAAGGCUUCAGAAAAUCCAUGUAAGAAAAAUAAUUAAUUAAAACUUAGAGAUUGCAUUUUUGCAUUUCCAUUUCUCAUUUUUGUGUCAACAUGUUAAUGUUAUUAAAUAUUUUUUGUGUCUACCGAAUGUAUUAAAGUUAUUAUAAACACUAACCACUGUGUCAGCUUAAUGGACUACAUUAUAUGUUUGUCAGGACAUGUUCACAGUGGGGAAGAGUAACUUCCACUGGACUGCAUUUUCCACCUGUUUGCCUUGGUGCUGUAACUCAUCCCAACACUGAGCUGGAAGAUAGUUUUUACCCAAGAGGCUCAAAUCUGGAUGUUUUACAGCAAAAUUACAAGAGGUCAGAACUGUCUCAGACUGCAAUAACUCAUAAGCCUUCAGGAGACAAAAUGUGCUUAGGUUCUUAAUGCAGCACGAAAAAACCUUGGGGAAGACCCACCCCAAGCUGACUCCCAUUUUCUAUUCAAAGCCUUUUCUUGGUGUCCUGUUUUCUAGCUAAGGCUGAACAUCUGGUACCCUUAAGAAGUUUGUGUGUAGCUUCUGUUGGCUGCAGUUUGCAAAAGGAUGCAGGUUACUGUAGAUUGUAAAGGCUGUAGGUUACUGAACUUGCAUGGACCUCCAGAGUAACCACCCUGGGAGAUGCUGUGCUGUGGUAUGACAGGGCAAGGAUUCUCUAGAGAGAAUCACAGCCUGAUUCGAGACAAAAUGAAAAGGCAACUCAGGUUUAAGCAGAUCAGUCCUAAAACUGUAAACCCAUAAAUUCCAUUCUGUUAAUCCUGAGGAGUUUUCACUGAGUAAGAGCUAAAAAUAUACGAGAAGUGGUCUUCUAACUUGUAGGGACAAGACAGAAGGUAAAACUCAAUGCAUAAUUUGUUGCCAAUAUCACAAAUGACCCACUGGAAAUAAAGUGAAUGAUGGUAACUGAUGUAAUUCUGGAAAAAUUGGUGUAGAAUUUAUUAAACCAUUCAGUCCAAAUCUGCUGCCAUGGAGGGUUUCAUCUGACUGAGAAGUGUGACAGGGUCUGCCUCUGUUUCCUGGGAUUUCUGGCCCAUUUUAUGGGACCCAGUAGACAGGGCAGGAUCCUUCUGUCUCCUCUAGAACAGUUUUUGAAAGAGUAGUGAAAGAACAAAACGCAUAUCAAUCUUAGAAGAAAUCUGCUCCAGAACUCAAAGUCAAAACCCCACGCUGAAUCUCAGAAUUACAGCUAGCAGCAUAAAGCUUCCAGGACAGGGCACUAAACACAAAGCUAGAUUUGGGAAAAAACAAAUGCACUGGAGAGCACAACCCCAUGCACUAGUCCCCACUUCUCCCAAUAAAUGUUUCAUGGUCCUUACUAGUGCUCUAAUGGCAAAUGUUGCAGCCAUUUAUGCACUGAUGAUGCUGUGGAAGGAGCAGAUGAUGCUCUCAUUUUGACUAAUGCCAGAGGAAGGCCCCUUAGUAAACAUGUGUGAGUGACGGGUUUGGAAAAAGGGAAAUCUACUUCUCAGGGAAAUAAAGAGAGCAGCCUAUUUAAAGUGUGUACUCUCACCUCUCAUCGUGUUGUUUGGCCAUAUUUUAGAAGCAAAAAUUGCUUUUCUUGCUUCUAGCCAAAGCUUCCAAGCAGAUCAAUAGAGCAGAAAGUUAGGAAUGGCUUGAUUGCUCUAUCUUCACAGCCAGUUUAAAGGAUUAAGAUUUAGAACACUCUUCUGACAUUUCAGCUGAGUCAGGUCAUCACAGAGUAAGAAGCAGCCAGGAGAAGGCCACAACUUUCAGUGGAACUUUGCAUUUUGUGUUAAGCUUGCUGGUAGAAUUCUGUCAUGCCAGCUUCAGGAACACAGAAAAUUCAGAAUUAUGUCAAAGUUUUAAUUACUUAUUUUUAUGUGACACCCUGCUUGUGACCACUUUAGAGGUAUUUAAAAAGCAAACAGUGUAUCUAAACACUUGGCUCUGCCCUGUUUUCAACAGCAGGAGUCUGUUCCUACUUAAAGAAACACCUCUCUGUCUGAUUUCUGGAAGCUGCUUUUGUGAUUGUGAUGUGUUGACCCUGGCUGGACAGCAGGAGCCCACCAAAGCUACUCUAUCACUCCCCUCCUUAGCUGGACAGGGAAGAGAAAACACAGCAAAAGGCCUAUGGGUUGAGAUGAAGGCAGGGAGAGUUCACUCACCACUUACUAUCAUUGGCAAAACAGUUUUGAGUCAGUAAAAUGAGUUUAGUUGCCAAUCAAAUCAGAAAUAAAACCUAAUUUUAACACCACCUCUUCCCCUACCCCUCUUCUUUCCUGUUUUCAUCUUCACUUCCACUUUUCUCUACCUCCUCCCCCUCAAGCACCAAGACCAGGGUGGGGGCGGGACAGGAACUGGGGUUGCGGUCAGUCCAUCACAGGUUGCCUCUGCUGCUUCUCCCUCCUCAGGGUGAGGAAGACUCACUCUACCCCUGCUACCUCUCUUUCACUGACCUUGGUGUCUGCAGAGCUGUUUCUCUCACCUACUCACUCCUCUCUGUCUGGCUGCAAUUGCUCUCGGGCAGAGCUUCUUCCCCUUCUUUAAGUGUGUUGUUCCAGAGGCUUUACCACUGGGGCUGAUGGGUUCAGCCUUGGACAGGAGCAGAUCCUCCUAGGGCGGUCUGGCAGUGCUCUACUGGACACAGGGAAGCUUCUGGCAUCUUCUCCCAGAUGCCACCCAUGUAGCCUCCUCACUACAAAAACCCUGCCACCCAAACCCAAUCCAGUGCUCUCCUAUCUCUGCCCAAUAAUAAGAAAGGAGAAAUUCCAGCUCCUAGGGGCUUCCAACAGCACCAGCAAUCAAAUCCAAUGCCUCAGCAGACAAGUUUCUUGGAAUAUGUUACACAUAUGUUACAUGCACAAAACCAACUAGGAAUGACAGUAAACUCUUCAGUAAUACUUGCGCUGUAUUGGCCAGAAAGCAAAGAUACCCAUUACACUUUAUGGCUGAUCUUGUAAUUAUCUUUCAUCACCCAAUGACACAUCACUUUUUUUUUUCUUUUUGAUACUAUCCUAUGCAUAUAGCAAGAAGCUUUUGAAUAAGAAAAGUUGGACUUCAAGAACUGACCCUCCUAAACAACAUCAUUCAAUACAGAUUUUAGUAACUUCAAA
This is a messenger RNA of Motacilla alba alba, 6084 nucleotides long. RefSeq names its product patched domain-containing protein 3-like. The transcript has 4 exons. The record is from RefSeq and is a predicted model, not a curated record. The coding region runs from base 276 to 2855 and encodes 859 amino acids. Lineage: Eukaryota; Metazoa; Chordata; Aves; Passeriformes; Motacillidae. Gene Ontology annotation, cellular component: membrane.